UAUAAUUUCAUGGUACAUUUUUUAUUGUGGUUUUCCCCCUUUUCUGAAGAUGAUGUGGUUAUUUAUCUGAUGCAUCACGGCAGGACUGCUGGCACAUUGACAAGUGGUGUGUGUUGCUGUUUUAGAGUGGAUUUAUGGGCCCAUUUCAUUCCACAAAGUGCCUUGCAGAAUGGACCUACAGCAUUUUUGAAUUUAACAAAUAAAGGUUGAGGCAGAUGACUGAAGGUGCAGUGUAGCCUUUCAGAAAAAGUUCAAGUUACCUGAGGAAAGAUGGGUUAAGCUGUUUUGCUCGUGCAGCAUGGUGUGGACCAUCAUACAGUGAUGUUGGUAAUAUUGAUAUUUUGGAGGGAUAGGGCACACUUCUUUGGAUAUAGUCUUUGUUGAUGUGUGUUUUACGUUUUGGUGAUGUGACCCAUUUUAUCAAGAUAGCAAUCAAAUAACAGCAUUGUUUUAGAUCAUUGCCUGCGAAAUAGUGAUAUUCCAAGAUUCAAGCCAAUGAAAACUCCCCUAUUCCUCAUGAACCAACCACCUGAUAAAAAGAGAAAAACAAGUCCCUGUGGGCAAGGAAAAGGAAAAACAGUUGAAGAAAACCCUUGGGGUGAAGAUUUCACUGAGGAUGAACUUGAAUUCUUUAACUCACAGGCUGAUAGUCAGUCAGUUUUUACCAAACCGGAGCUUCCUACAUGCCCUCCAGAUGUUUCAGCAGCUGUUUCUCCAGAGGAUGCUGCAAGUCAGUCAAAGACACAUGUGCAAGAACCUGUUGCAUCAAGUUCAAAAGACCAGGGAUCUUCUCAACAGGUGGCAACAUCAUCUACAAGCAGCAAACCUGGCCCAUCUGGAGGAAAAAAAUUUCGAUGGUUCCGUCAGAAGAUAGGAGGAGGUCAAAGACUAGGCUCUGCGGAUGACCCUUUGGGUCCCAGUAAGGAAUUUCCGGAAGAUCUUCAAAGAUGUCUUUUAGAACGAGAAAGGCAAAUUGCAGAUUUCCAGGCACAACUAUUUCGAAUGGAGGAUGAACUCACAGCCAGGGAAGGAGAAGUUGCCAUUCAGAGGGAGACAAUUCAGCAAAAGGAAACAGAAAUCUUAAAGUAUAAACAGGAAAAAAUGGGACAAGUGGAAGCUGAUAAGCGGGAGAGAAGUGCUAAGGAAAGGCAGCUAGAGUUGGAAGUCGAACGGCUAGGAAGUCAAGUGCAGUUCAAAGAACGUGAGGUAUCUGAAGUUGUGAACAAAUGCCGUGCCCUUGAAAUGAAAAUUGCCCAGCUUGAAGGUGCAGGUACUUCACCAGUUAAAUUGUCCACCCACUCACCAAGAGUUCAUCCUGUUGGCAAGAAGUCUCCGUUGAAGAGUCCACAGUCUGCAGGCUACCCAACCAUAGAAUCAUUCCAAGCCAAGAAUCCUCAAGAUUCAACUGACAAAACUGCAGACACAUCAACAGAGAAUGUAUCAAUAGUGGAAGAUGAUAAGGCAAAAAGAAAGCAAAGGCUCCCUACCACAAUAUCGAAAGGUGUGGUGGGUGGGCCCUAUUUAGUCAGCCGACUCUUGGGGGAGGUGGGAAACCUACAUAUUGAUUCCAUCCCAACCGCUGGAGGUAUCGUAAGGCUGCUCCUACCCAGAGGCCGAACCCCUGUCAACCUGUCAACUGUGUACCUUGAAAGAGAGGGGGGAAGCUUGCUGUUUUCUCCUAAACACUUGAAAAGAUCAACUGGCUUUCAACGUUCCAUGUCUACAUCAAGAUCAUUAGCUUAUCGGGACUCUGAUGGAAAAAGUUCUGGUGAAAAUGCUGCAAGAAACAUAGCUUUAGCAAAUAUUGGAGUUUCUGCAAUGCUGACAGGGGAAUAUUCACCCAAGGACUUGGGAAGGUUUAUUCAAAGUAUUUCAGAUGAAGACAUCGAUGAAAAUGUGUUGACCCAUGAAGCUGUUUUUCUGUUGCCGUUAAUAGAGGACUGUGUGCGAGAAUACUCAAAAAUGUUGAACGUUUGUUCCGAUGACAAUCUAUCCAGUCCAAAAACUUCCUUAAGUUCCCUCUGUUUUGAAAGUGGUAGCAGUUCAGACCGUAGUUCCUUUCAUUCGUUUUCAAGCUCGCUCAGCUCUCUUCUUAGGGAAGGUGCCACCUAUGCAAACAGUCUUGAGGAGAUAACUUUGGCUGCUUUGCAUGUGCUUCAUGAAUUGGUUUCACACUGUCCCGAAGUUGUCAGCUGGAUAUUUUCAGAGUCAAGACCUUCACCUGUGAAGAAAUCUCAAGGAAGUUCCAGUGCUGUGACUGGUGCACAAGGGGGUGCAAAAGAGGAAGAACCCACUGCAGGGACCAGUAAAAUGUCAUCAAAGUUGCCUGAUUCUGUCCCAAAGAGUAGCCCUUCCUUGGAUGGUUCAGCUCUCUCAGAUUUGCAGAUAUUAUACUACAUCAUAACCCUAGCAGAUACUGGAAUGGACAAUGGUCUACUACAUAGACAGGCAGUUGUUGAACGAUGUUUGGAUAUUCUGUACAAGCUUGCAGCUCAGUGUUCAUCUAAGCAGAAGGAAUGUUUGUCACCAUUGGUUUCUCUUGGUGUGCUGCACACAUGUUUAGGACCAGACACCCCAACACCCAUUGUCAAAAGAGCAUUAAGGGUCUUAACACAGUUAGUACAGUGUAACUCGCUUCUGGGGUCGCUCUGCUCAGCAUCAGAUGGAUGCAUUUGGAUGUGUGUCUAUGGCCUGUGUACCAACAAAAAGUCGAAUCUCUAUUCUGAAAGAAAUGUUAUAUUUACUAAUGUCAUUCAAUGCUGGUCAGCUGUAGCAGCUAACACAUCAAGACAAGGGAUUUCAAAGCUAGUGGAUUCGGGCUGUGUGUGUAGCAAUGAGGUGAUAAAAGCUGUUACAAUGCUGAUGGGUAAUGUCUUGGAGGAAUACUUGCGUACAAACAACAAAUCAAAACUAGAGCUUAUCAAGAUGGGUUUGCCGUUCAUGCAGUUGUUGUGUCAGAAUGACAGCCACUUAGCAGAUCGUCAAGACGACACAGUGCACAAUUAUGUGGCUCUUGUGUGUAGACUUACAGAACUGUAUAAACAACUCCCAGGAAUCACUGUCCAUGAAUCUGUUGCAUUACACGAACUGUGGGAGAUGUUGCAAGAGGAAGGCAGUGGAGACUCACAAAUGGAGUGUGUUUGUGAAGAUUCUUAAAAAGCUCAGGAAUUACCAGAAGGGGGUACUUUCUUAGAGAAAUAAAAAUCUGCAAUAUGUUUAGAAGAUAGGAAAAGUAUUUUUAUAAGUAGUGGUUAUGAAAUUUUUAUUGAGAUACUUGAGGGAAAUGUCUCAUUGUACAUUAUAGUUAGUUUUUGAAAACAUAUUUUAGCUGUAAAGUAAAUGUACCAUUGCAAAUAUUUAUAAAUUGAAGACUAUUGAAUUGACUAGUGACACUGCCAUCAAAGGUCUUGUUGUUGACAGAUGUUUGAAGGUUGGAAAUUAAAAAU
Molecule: messenger RNA, 3446 nt
Organism: Liolophura sinensis
Lineage: Eukaryota; Metazoa; Mollusca; Polyplacophora; Chitonida; Chitonidae
Product: ATR-interacting protein-like
Exons: 14
Coding region: 496-3156 (886 amino acids)
Biological process (GO): DNA damage checkpoint signaling; DNA repair
Source: RefSeq, a predicted model, not a curated record